This is a messenger RNA of Xylaria bambusicola, 1047 nucleotides long. RefSeq lists its product as uncharacterized. The record is from RefSeq and is a predicted model, not a curated record. The transcript has a single exon. The coding region runs from base 1 to 1047 and encodes 348 amino acids. NCBI's taxonomy places the organism in Eukaryota, Fungi, Ascomycota, Sordariomycetes, Xylariales, Xylariaceae.
AUGGGUAACUCACAGAGCGACAUGAACCACGACAUUUGCGACUGGUGUGUCGCCGAAGAUCUCCGUUCGACGUAUGGUAUAACCCCCGAGUACUCGGUAAGCCAAGCAUAUAUCGAUUGGCUGAGGAGACACGGCGAGAUAAAUCGACACCAAGCAGUGGACAUCCAAACCCGUCUUCAAGGUCCGCACUGCAACAUCAAUGACGGUGCGUAUUACGAGACCCCCAGCGUCCCAGCGGUAUCUGGUGUCGAACCGUAUCCGGUGCCCCGUGAGCGUGAGCGGGACGUACCGCGUCUCCUCUCGCGCGAUCGCCCACGCACCCGGGCACAACGUCGACAGGACAGAAGGGACGACAGACGUCACAUGCCUUCCCGGUAUCGAUCGAGACUGCGCCGUUCCAAUUCCGUAGAUUCCUAUCUCGGCCGCGUCCGGGCCUGGCGCGCCUCGGAGCACCCAAGACCUGCCUCGAUGAACACCUCUUCCUCCAACGCCGGCUCUAAUACCGGCUUACUCUUCCGCUCCCGCUCGGGCAGGAAUAGCAAUAGAAGUAGGAGCAGGCACAACGCGACACCACCCAUCGGUAACCACACAGACUGGAAGAAAUUCCCCCGCCUCCGAAGACUGUGGGACAAGAUCAAGGAGUCAUCCCGGGAGGUGAAAACGAAUACCAAUGCCGACAUCCCAGCCGGCGCAGAAAUCGCGUCCAAUGAACCACGAGAGAAGACCGACUCUGGGAUUUCUCCUUCUUCCACAGCCGCAGCCGCUUCGACACCGGCAUCAACACCCGACACCCCGAAGCGAAGAAGUCGAUGGUGCAUCCGUCGACCUCGUCGAACAUCCACCGCAGAACCACAAGAAGAAAAAAAGACCAACGACACGCCCCCCGUCCCCACCACUAUCCCUCUUCUCCCCCCCUCCGCACCACCACCGCCGCAAACACCUUCCAUCCCGAAGCGACGCAAAUGGGGCUUCCUGCAUCGACCUCGUGGAAUCCCCCUGCUCACCGACGAAUGUGUCGCGGGCGCGAGAUUCUGGAAUCGUUGCUGA